Molecule: messenger RNA, 1747 nt
Organism: Anthonomus grandis grandis
Lineage: Eukaryota; Metazoa; Arthropoda; Insecta; Coleoptera; Curculionidae
Gene: eIF4B
Product: eukaryotic translation initiation factor 4B
Exons: 11
Coding region: 42-1541 (499 amino acids)
Molecular function (GO): RNA binding
Source: RefSeq, a predicted model, not a curated record
UCAAACCUCAAGCUUGUCAACGUCGUUCUUUUCCCCUAAAUAUGGCUUCAGGCAAGAAAGGAAAGAAAACAAAGGGCAAAACUAUAGCCCUCACGGAAUUUUUGCAAGACACCCCCGGUAGCUUGCCAACUCAACCUGUCAGAAAAUCAACCACUAGCUGGGCUGAUGAAGUCGAUGAAUAUGAUGCAAUUGAUUCAAAAAGCAUCAAUGUUGUGCUGCCUACUGCACCAAAAGCAUCUAGAGAUUACGAUGAUAUCGCCAGCAAAGUUCCCAAAGAAGCACCAUUUAUGGCAUACCUUUCCAACUUGCCCUAUGAUGUAGAUGAAGAAGAUAUUACAGAUUUUUUUAGAAAUUUAAAGAUUGUAAACAUGAGAAUACCUAAAGAUGAACGUUCAGGCGAAACCCCCAAACUAAAAGGUUAUGGUUAUGUGGAAUUUGCAGACAGAGACAGUUUAUUGAGUGCUCUGAUUAUACCAGAUACAAAUUUAAAAAAUCGUAGAAUUAGAAUAGAGGUCGCUACAAAUACAGAAAACGAUAGGCGACGGGGUGGUAGGAUGAUGGGCGAUAGAAUGGGAUCAGCAGAUACUGGGGGUGAUUGGCGCUCUAGUAAUAGGCCCGAACCCUCCGAAGAUAGAAGAGAUAGAGGUGGCUUUAAUAGGGAUAGGGAGGGUGGUUUUAACAGAGACAGGGAGGGUGGUUUUAAUAGGGAUAGAGAAGGUGGUAGUUCUAGUUUUACCAGAGAGGGAAUGAGAGAUCCUGGCAGAGAUAGGGACCAAGGGACUUGGAGGGAUAAUGACAGGUCCAGUAGCUAUAAUGAUAGAUACUAUAGAUGUGGAAACCGAGAAAGAGAUGACCGAGAUGAUAGACGUGGAGGAUUUAAAAGAUUCGAUGAUAAAGACCGAAAUGGAACAUUCACAAGGAGCAACAACAGAGGAGAUCGAGAUGACAGGGAAUCUGAUGCCCCACCUUCUGAACCUCGGCAGCGACCGAAAUUAAAUCUGGCGCCGAGAACGAAACCGUUGGAACAGGUAGUGAAGCCCGAUGCUCCAGCUGUGCCGACGGCAUCGAUAUUUGGUAACGCGAAACCAGUCGACACGGCGGAACGCGAAAGGCAAAUUGAAGAAAAGUUGUUGAAGGAAAAAGAAGAAAGACUGACUGAAAAUGUUAGGGACAGACCUAGGGAAAGCGCCGAUGAUCGAACUGAAGAAAGACCAAUUGAGAGAGGCCGUCCGACUAGACGAGAAGAUCAAGACAGUUACAGAGACAAGGACAUAAAUAAUAAGGAAAGAGGGCCUCCUUCACGGGAGCGAAGGAGAGAUGAAUCGGGGGACGAUAACCGAAGACCACCUGCACAUAGAAGUGAACACAAGUCGCCGGAAAAUAAACGGAAAGUCGAGAAACAGGAGAGACCCAAACAGCGAGAAGAAAAAAAGGAUCGACCUGAAAAGGAUAUGCCCAAAUUCCAAGAACCUGAAGCUCCAAAUUUUCAAGGAAGCAAUAAGUUCGCCGCCCUGCUAGGAGAUGAUGAAGAUGCAGAUUGACGAGUGAAUUAAAGAGAGAAAAAAUCAUCAUGUAAUAUUUUAUACUAAAUUUAAUCAGAAAUUCCCUAUAACUAAAUAUAAGCGAAACAAAAUAUCUAAUUAUAUUUAUUUCGAUUGUUAAAUACGGAAAACUUUGUAUGUGUAUAGUUUUUGUUAAAAUGUUAAGGUUUGUAAUGUGUAAAAAUUACAUAUUUAUUUCAGUAUAA